CACAAAUCUGUUGGGUGGAAGACCCCUCCUUCGCUUUCUUUUUUCGUUUUUAUUUUUUCUGUGCAAAAACAAAUAAACCAUCCCUCCUUCUCCUUUUCCGAUUCACGACAAACAUUUUUUAGGUUUCCUUCGACUUCUCUCUCGCACUACCCCUCUCUCUUCAAUUUCUUCCAUUAACAACCCCACUGAAGCUUUCUUCAAACCUCUAAACGGACACCCUUUUCACCUCAGAAACUGUGCUCGUGCGUGUUCUUCAUCAUCCAAGAGACUGAUGUAAAAUAAUUUCUGGUUGUCUGUAAAAUAGCUGCGCAAUGGCUGUUGAGACUUUUGGAAAAGCUCCAAUGUUCGAUGAUGACGACGAGGACAACAUGCCGAUAGUUUUUAAAAGGAGUAAUGCAUCUAGGCAAAAUCAGUUAGAUUCGGAAAUUAAACAUUCACAAGCUCAGAGGUUGAAUAAGUUACCAGGGAGGCAGGGUUCUGAUUUAUGUUCAACCAAUGGGCAAAGCUCUAAUAAUCAAAAGAGGAUGACUUCAUUGCCAAAGACAUCACCCAUGAGAUCCGAAAUAGGAAGUCAGAAAGCACCCAAGUCGUCACCUAUCCAGGAACCACUUACUAAAUCACUAGGCAGUAGUUUGAAAGCUUCAGAUUCUAUGGAUAGCCGAACGAAAAAUUUGGUAAAUGCUGCGGUAAAAGAGGAGAAUGUUUCUAUAAAUCCUAGUCAAGAGAAUAGUGACUCUGAAGACGAUAAACCAUUGAGUAUUAGAUUAAAAGGGAACUCCAACCAGCCCAAUAAAGGGCUUGUAUCAACAAUACCAAAGAAUAAAGUAAAAAAAUCAUCAGGAGAUUCUGAUGAUGAAGUUCCUUUGUCAUCAAAAUUUCAAAUGAAGCAUGCUUCAGGGCCAAUGGGUAGUAAACAGCUUGGUUUUGAUGAGAAGAAACCUUUGGUUCCAAAAGUUCAUCAGAAUGGUUCAACCUCAAGGGAUAAGCUACAAAAGCCUGCUGUCCUUUCUAGCAAGAGACCUCUUCCUAAUGAAGAUUCCCAUUCCCCUUCUCAAUUUUCAACAAAAAAGCCAAAGCUUUCAGAUUCAUCUUCUCCUUUGAGUAGCAAGCUAGUAUCAUUGAAAGCAAAACAAGAAGUAGAUGACGACGACGACGAUAUUCCUAUUUCGCAGAGAUUGAAGAAGACGCCUGCAACAGCGAAUAAGUCAUCAAGUUCUAAGCCAACAGUAUCAAAAGUCGUUUCUUCUUCAAUCAAGAAAACAUUCAAAAAGUCCAAGAAGCCAGUCAAGAAAUCUAAAUAUGUUAAGUCCACAAAGUUGCUGCCCAGUGCCGGUGAUGGACAGAAAAAAUGGAGCACCUUGGUUCACAAUGGUGUCAUUUUCCCACCUCCAUACCAGACACAUGGGGUGAAGAUGCUUUAUAAAGGGAAGCCUGUUGAUUUGACUCCGCAACAAGAGGAGGUUGCAACCAUGUUUGCAGUGAUGAAGGAUACAGAUUAUAUGCUAAAACCAAAAUUCAAAGAAAAUUUCUGGAAUGACUGGCGCAAAUUACUUGGGAAAAACCACGUCAUUCAAAAUUUGGAUGAUUGUGAUUUCACCCCAAUAUAUGACUGGUAUCAGAUGGAAAAGGAGAAGAAAAAACAGAUGACUACAGAAGAGAAGAAAGCUCUGAAGGAGGAGAAACUGAAACAAGAGGAGAAGUACAUGUGGGCUAUUCUUGAUGGGGUUAAGGAGAAGGUUGGAAACUUUAGAGUUGAGCCGCCUGGAUUGUUUCGAGGCCGUGGAGAACAUCCAAAGAUGGGGAAAUUGAAAAGGCGCAUUCGCCCCAGUGACAUCACAAUUAAUAUUGGAAAAGGUGCUCCGAUCCCUGAGUGUCCUAUACCUGGUGAAAGGUGGAAGGAAGUGAGACAUGACAAUACGGUCACAUGGUUGGCUUUCUGGAAUGAUCCAAUAAAUCAAAAAGAAUUCAAGUACGUGUUUCUGGCUGCUAGUAGUUCACUGAAAGGCCAGAGCGACAAAGAAAAAUAUGAGAAAGCAAGGGUGCUCAAGGACUACAUAAAAAACAUAAGGAAUGCGUAUACAAAGGAUUUUACAAGCAAAGAUCCCACACGGAGACAAAUUGCAGUUGCUACUUAUCUCAUCGAUAAAUUGGCUCUUAGGGCUGGGAAUGAGAAAGAUGACGAUGAAGCUGAUACAGUUGGCUGCUGUACGCUGAAAGUAGAGAAUGUCAAAGCAGUGCCUCCGAAUCUUCUGGAGUUCAACUUCCUUGGUAAAGAUUCAAUCAGGUAUGAAAAUACUGUUGAGGUCGAGCUCCCUGUUUUCAAAGCAAUCACACAAUUUCAAAGCGGAAAAAGUGGGACUGACGAUCUUUUUGACAAGUUGGAUACGAAUAAAUUGAAUGCACAUCUGAAGGAUCUCAUGCCUGGCCUCACUGCAAAAGUGUUUCGUACAUAUAAUGCUUCUAUCACACUUGAUGAUAUGUUGAAUAGAGGAACCAAAGAUGGAGAGGUUUCAGAAAAGAUUGUCACAUACCAGCACGCAAACAAGGAGGUUGCAAUUAUUUGUAAUCACCAGCGGACUGUUUCGAAAUCACACGGGGCACAAAUGACAAGAUUAAAUGAGAAAAUCUCUGAGCUCAGGGACAUUCUGAAAGAGCUGAAAAUUGAUUUAGAUAGAGCAAAGAAAGGAAAGCCCCCUUUAAAAGGUUCCGAUGGAAAGCAAAAAAGGAACUUGACCCCGGAAGCGUUAGAGAAGAAAAUAUCCCAAACGAAUGCAAAGAUCGAGAAGAUAGAGCGGGAUAUGAAGACUAAAGAGGAUUUGAAAACCGUAGCAUUAGGCACAUCAAAGAUUAACUACCUUGAUCCUCGGAUCACAGUCGCAUGGUGUAAACGUCAUGAAGUCCCAAUUGAAAAGAUAUUCAACAAAUCUCUUCUAGCAAAGUUUGCUUGGGCAAUGGACGUCGAUCCCGACUUCAGAUUCUGAUUGUUGUUUAUAUUCUCCGGCGGUUUCAAACCCUAAAUCAUCAUUUGCCUCGGCUCGACCUUGAAAGAAAAUAAGGAAAAGAAAUGAAGAAGAGAUGAGUAGGAAAAAUUGAACUGUACUAUUUUGCAUUACAUUCAAUUUUUUCUUUUUAAUCCUUUAGUUGAAGAGGAAAGUCCCAUGAUGUAUGUUUAUCUAAUCUCUAAUUAUAUUUGGGGUAAAAAUGGCUCAAUUCUGACACUUCCCCAUCCCAUCCCCUUCCCUUCCCCCACAAAGCUGUGUUGUGAAAACAUUUGAUUAUUCAAAGCUUUCAAACAGCCCUUAUACUAAUUGUUGAACAUUUUAACACACCUUUAUAAAUUUGAUGAUUAUACCUUGCCUUGGUUCAAA
This is a messenger RNA of Cucumis melo (muskmelon), 3368 nucleotides long. Its product is annotated as DNA topoisomerase 1 alpha-like. Gene Ontology annotation, molecular function: DNA binding; DNA topoisomerase type I (single strand cut, ATP-independent) activity. The coding region runs from base 312 to 2981 and encodes 889 amino acids. The transcript has 16 exons. Gene Ontology annotation, cellular component: chromosome; nucleolus. Gene Ontology annotation, biological process: DNA topological change; DNA replication; chromosome segregation. NCBI's taxonomy places the organism in Eukaryota, Viridiplantae, Streptophyta, Magnoliopsida, Cucurbitales, Cucurbitaceae. The record is from RefSeq and is a predicted model, not a curated record.